Messenger RNA from Hippocampus comes (tiger tail seahorse), 489 nucleotides. Its product is annotated as ribosomal protein S6 kinase alpha-3-like. The annotation marks the transcript as partial. The transcript has 5 exons. Gene Ontology annotation, molecular function: ATP binding; protein serine/threonine kinase activity. The record is from RefSeq and is a predicted model, not a curated record. Gene Ontology annotation, biological process: protein phosphorylation. Lineage: Eukaryota; Metazoa; Chordata; Actinopteri; Syngnathiformes; Syngnathidae.
GAUUUGACUUGAAGGUCUUUUUCUUGUGUACUUUCUGAUUUAUUGUUCUUCCUCAAGUUUGAGAUGCUGACGGGCACUCUGCCGUUCCAAGGCAAAGACCGCAAAGAGACCAUGACCAUGAUCCUCAAGGCCAAGCUGGGAAUGCCGCAGUUUUUAAGUUCCGAAGCCCAGAGUCUUCUCAGGAACCUUUUUAAGCGCAACCCGUCCAACCGAUUAGGCGCCGGUCCCGACGGUGUGGAGGAGAUCAAGAGGCAUCAGUUCUUCAGCACCAUCGACUGGAAUAAACUCUUUCGCCGAGAGCUGCCGCCUCCCUUCAAGCCGGCGGCCGGGCGACCCGAUGACACCUUCUACUUUGACCCCGAGUUCACCGCUAAAACGCCUCGCGACUCUCCGGGAGUGCCGCCCAGCGCCAAUGCCCAUCAGCUCUUCCGAGGAUUCAGUUUUGUGGCAAUAACAGAAGAGGAAACGCAGCCGAUGCCAAACGCCAUC